AUUCGAGAUGGUGUUAUCUUUAAUUGGUGAAGGAUUACAAGCAACGAGUGGUCAAAAACAAAUUUCUGCAGAGAAACAACUACUUAUUGCGAUUUGGUUCAUGGCAACUCUUGACUCCUACAGAUCUGUAUGUGUAAAAUUUGGAGUCGGUAAAGCCACUGCUUUCCGAGCCUUGAGACGAGUCACGUAUGCUCUUCAGUGCAUUGCACCUCGUUUCAUCAAGUGACCGCAAAGAGAUGUUGCCAUACAAAUAAUGGAACGAUUUGAAGCAUCAUGUGGCUUUCCAAAUGUGAUUGGCGCUAUCGAUGGAACUCACAUCAAAAUUCGAGCUCCAGUAGAAGACGCUGCUUCGUAUAUCAAUCGGAAAGGAUUUCCAUCCAUAAAUUUACAAGUUGUGUGUGAUUCACGUGGUCUUUUUACACACUGCUAUGCAGGGCAAGUAGGCUCCGUACACGAUGCUCGAGUUUUUAGGAAUUCUCCAGUAGCACGUUUUUUGCACAUGCCGGAUGUUUAUUUUCCAAAUAACUCUCACAUUAUCGGCGAUGCUGCUUAUGGUAUCUAUCCACAUGUGAUGGUACCAUUUAGAAACAACGGGCAUCUCUCACUCAGACAACAAAAUUUCAAUUAUUGUCUUUCGUCCACCAGAAUGGCAAUAGAACGAGCUAUUGGGUCACUGAAAAUACGGUUCAGAAUUAUGUUAGAUUGUCUGCCUUUAACAGAUGUCAAGAAAAUUCCAGAGUUCAUCAUUGCAUGCUGUGCUCUUACAUAACAUUUGCAUUUUGAAAGAUGACACAAUGCCAAUUGCAGUAUGCGUUGCAAAUGAAGAAAUUGGACUAAUUAAUCGUGGCAAUAUAGCUAUAAUGGGAAAUGAAAAAAG
This is a messenger RNA of Solenopsis invicta (red fire ant), 877 nucleotides long. Its product is annotated as putative nuclease HARBI1. The transcript is spliced from 2 exons. The coding region runs from base 254 to 769 and encodes 171 amino acids. The record is from RefSeq and is a predicted model, not a curated record. Lineage: Eukaryota; Metazoa; Arthropoda; Insecta; Hymenoptera; Formicidae.